AUGACCGGAAACCCCAGAGUCAAAUCACUCUCGGAUCUUCCACUAGAGAUCAUCCAUCUGACACUCAAUCACCUUCAACAAUCUCAUCAGCUCGGCACAUUGGCUUCAUUGCAGCGAGCGCCCAAGUAUCAUUACGAUCUAACCACCCCAAGCCUAUACAAAGAGAUCAUCGUCAAUGAGGUUGAACUCGCGCAGCUGAUCCUACCUGUGAUAUUUGGCAAAGCGAUUCCGGUAUUAUGCACGAAAUUGACGUAUUCAGGACUGAGCAUGGCUCACUAUCUCCAAUCCGAAUCAAGCAAACUUUGCAAAAACCUAUCGUACACCGAAAAGAUCACUUUGAUCCAAUCACAAUUCAAAGGGAACUGUGCAACACCAACCGAAGGGAUAUUCUCUUCAGAUUUCGGAAGGGCCGAGGAAGAGGAAGAAAAUGUGACCGAAUCAACAACUACUUUCUCGCGUACUACCCUUUUCCCCCAACUCAAAUACGUCUCCUUGCAACUCUCCAAAAGGAUCAAUCCCUUGCUGGAAGAUAUCACCCGAAUCUUGAGUCUUCAUUGUAAUCCUCGAAGUGUAUGUGUUAAAUGGAUGGAUACAACGGACUACGAAAUGAAUGACAUUGCUGGUAGAACGAGAGCCCUCGGAGAAGAUAUGUUAAAAUUGAUGCUAUCAUUCAGCAGCAAUCCCGUCAACUUUGUUAUCCAUGCCGCUGAAACCGAUUUUCCGUUCACCGGGAUGGGUAGACACGAAAUAAUUCGAAUUUCUUACCGCUCACCCUUCAAAGAAUCAACGAUAGCAAACCAAGUAGAGAUGGAUCAUUUGAUAGGUUUCUGCCUCAAUACGGGAUCUGUGCUCAGUGCUCAAGAAUCUUUCCAUAUCGAGUCGGCGCGAAUUGUCCUACCUCCAGGAUUAGACGAAUCAGUCAAACAUGCAACCGAGACUGUCAAGUCAACUGCUGAACAAUUCUCUAUUGAUUACUCGUCCGUAUCCAACCGAAAUGAUUUCGACAUCACGAAAAGUUAUAAGUGGAUUGAGAGCAUACAAUGGGUGUAUGGUGAAGAGGCUGAGAAAGAAUCACCCUGUGAGGUCUGCGGUAUGUCGGUAUGA
Messenger RNA from Kwoniella mangroviensis CBS 8507, 1104 nucleotides. RefSeq lists its product as uncharacterized. The coding region runs from base 1 to 1104 and encodes 367 amino acids. The record is from RefSeq and is a predicted model, not a curated record. NCBI's taxonomy places the organism in Eukaryota, Fungi, Basidiomycota, Tremellomycetes, Tremellales, Cryptococcaceae. The transcript has 2 exons.